AUGGAUUUGUAUUAUUUCAGGUUGCCUUUGUUAGUUCUAGUAAUAGUUGGUUGCUGCUCCUCCAGCUCUUUGCUGCCUCCGGAAUCUCGCGGCGUGAAAGGUAAAGACGUAGAGCUGAAGCCCACGGUUGAACCCACGGUCCAGGCGAUGAUGGUGACGUGGACAUUCAGUUCCAAAUCCGGUUCUGUUCCUGUUUACACGGUUGUUGGCGACAAAGAGAAUAUUGGCGCUGGUUAUGAAGGUCGGGUGAGCUACAACCGGAGCACCUACUCACUGUGGCUCAAAAACCUCGUACCCACCGAUAGUGGAACCUAUAUUAUUUCAAUUGUCACCUCUAAUGCGGUUCAGAUGCCGGGACAGACUACACUCACUGUGCUCGAGUCAGUUGCAGAUGUUCAGAUUACCCCCAACCUUUCAGAAGCAGUGGAACUUAACAGCACCCUAGUUCUCACCUGCUCUGCCAAAGGCUCUGUGCUCAAUUACAAGUGGCUAAAUGAUACUACCCCCAUACAGGCAGAUGGAAAGCAUGUGGUAGUAAAUGGCAGCAAGCUCACCAUCAAUGAAGUUCUGCGCACGGACCUGCAACAGCCAAUCUACUGUGUGGCAGAGAACCAGCUAGAGUCAAGUAAAAGUCCUGGGUUUAACAUCACCGUCAACUAUGGCCCUGAGAUGAUCAAAAUGGUACGAGAGCCUACUAACACCGUACUAAAGAAGGGAUCCAAUCUGACAAUCUCAUGCUCGGCCACUUCCAGCCCUGCUGCUGAGCUUAAGCUGUUUUUAAAUGGAGUAGAGGUCUCCCAAAAGACCAAUCCAGUCGUUUAUCCCAAAGUGGAUGAAAGUCAGAGCGGCAACUACAGCUGUUUGGCCUUUAACAGCAAGACCUUGCGCUAUGCUGCUUCGGAUGUUGUCGCAGUGUCUGUCCUGGAGGCCAUUUCUGGCACCAGCAUCACCGGCCCCUCUUCCCCUCUCAUUGCGGGCAACAGUACAUGUCAGCUCACAUGCAAAUCAACAGCAGGAAUAGCAGACAAAGUGGAUUGGUUCAAGAAUGGCCAAGCUUUGACUGGCACCAAGGCCAUUACUUUUUCCACUGAUAAAAGCAAUAUCACCAUCAGUCCUGUGCAAAAGGAGGACGCUGGAGAGUACAAGUGCCAGCUAAGCAACAAAAUCAACAACAACUCGGCUACCUACAAGAUGCUGAUCAACUAUGGCCCAGAAAAAACUGAAAUAAAGGCACCGAAGCAGGUUGAGGUGGGCAAAUCUGUGACGAUGAAUUGCACCUCUAUGUCAGUACCGGAUCCUGUAUUUGUUUGGAAGUUCAACAACACGGUUCUGGAGACGGCCACGACGGCUCAGUACUCUAUCGAGAAGCCAAGCUUUACAAACAGUGGUAUUUACACCUGUGAAGCAUUCAAUCCAUUGACUGGACUCAAAAAGUCUGCUACAUAUAACCUCUCGGUGAAGGGAGAAGGGGAGUCAGAUGGCCAGUUGUCUAGUGGAGCUAUUGCUGGAAUUGUCAUAGCAGUUCUCUUAGCCCUGGGCAUUCUAACUUGGUGCAUCUGUUGCAGGAAACGAAAGAGCACAGAUAUUCCAUCACCGUAUUAAAGAAAAAUAUCAAGGAGAAGUGAGCCGAAUCUUCUAGACCAAACCUUCAUCUAUAUUGUCUUUUUACCCACAACAUCUAAUCCACUGGGACAGCUGGAAAACUGCCCUCAUGAGUGGAAUACACCUUCAGGGCUGGCCCUUGCUCUCCUGUGUUGUCUCUUCACCUCAGACCACAGUUGUUGUAAUCCUGCGUGGGUAUUUCCUUCCCCCUCUUCCAGUUUCUCUCCCAUGGUCCAGGAAAACCCCACCCUGAAGGAGAUACAACCAAAAUGUCUCACUCAUCCAGCCCCACCUAAAAGGUUUGCCAUUUUAGCCAUUUACUUUUGGCUGAAGAGAAAAUUUUAUACAUUGCCCCAAUGCAAUUGACACGUCAUGACAUUCGGCAUCACAGAAUCUGAAGGACACCGCUCUUCAAUAUUGAUUCUGGUCAAGCUUCUCAAUCACACAAUUUUGAAGGUAUCAUAUAUUUUUUAAUGUAUCCUAAAACAACAGAGUUUAGUGAUUAUUAAGGCUUUACAUAUGCAAGUCAUCUUUGUCAGGUACCACAAUCUGAAGACCUCUCUUUGUAUCCAUUUAUAUCAUUCAAUCACCUUUUCAGCUAGUUUGAUUGUGGUAUAUGUAAAGAGUCCUUACUGCAAGGACGUAUUGCAUGUGCAUAUUGAUAAGUGCAUGCAGGUACAGAAAAAUAACGAAUUGGAAUUCGGAAUUCUACAGUUUUGAAUGGACGCUGUGCCUGACAAAGUUUUUUGUGCUGUAAUAAGAAUUUCAAAUGCCUUUCCAUUGUCCCAGAUACCUGAUCUGCCAAGUUUUUUUUUCCUGUCAACAAUAUCUGAUAUCUGGUUUCUCCUUUGUCUCUUUGUAACCUCAAAUACACAAUUGUAAAACAGUGAUUUUUUUUAUAAUUAGUUGCAACACUGCAGACUAUUAUUGUAUGUGUGUGUUUGUGAGUGUAAGUUAAAUACAGUGUUGUUUUGGGACAUUCCAAAGUAUACAUUGUAGCACACACACAAAUUCACAUGCCUAGACAGGCUUGGUACGCCUUCGUUCUAAAAAGCACACUCUCAUUAAACCGUUUUACACAGUAAACCAGAUAGAGGCGUGUUUAAAUUUAAACAUUUUAUUAAAUAUAUUGUUUAAAAUGUGUAUUAAGGUGCACUUUUUUAUAUAGUAAAUAUUUUGAUUUAUAUAAUAAAUAUGGUUGACUUGAAACUUAAAGAGAAUUACUACAAAACAUGACUAAUAUAUGACAUGAUAUUUUUUAGAAAACUAGACUGUUAUUAUAUAUAUGAAAGAAUUCUGUAUUUUGGUUCACUUGUUUCCCUUUGUUAUGAUGAACCAUUCAUUUCCAGGUUUCAUGACACUAAAUUAAUUCUGUAGACACAAUGAUUCUAUUGUUUCAGUUUUGUAUUGCUUUCCUUUUUAAUAAUUUGUUAAUUAUGAUUAUGGUCAGUUCCAAAGCCCUGGAAUUAGACAGAUUCUUUUACUAUUAUAAAACCUAAACUGUGCCUACCUAAAAGGUACUGAAAGGAAAACUUUCUAUAAGGGUAUUGACAAAUGUACUGUAUAUAAAUGACAUUUUAUUUAGAAAACAUUUAUUUUGCAAAUGUCAACAAACUAAACUUCUUUUAGCUGUGGUAAAGUUUUAGAUAGUGCUCAGGUGGCACAGCGGUCUGUCGUGCUAGUCCACCAACACUGAGAUCUGGGUUCAAAUCUCGAAUACAUAUCGACCAGACGGGGCAUCCACACAGACAUGAUUUGCUAUGUCUGAGGGGAGUGGGUGGUCGAAGCCCUGCGAUGGAUUAGCGUCCUGUCCAGGGAAUUUUUGCCCUGUGCCCGGUCUUUCUAGUGAAAUCGGAAACCCGCCAUGACCCUAACUAGGAUAAAGUCUUUUUAAAGUUCUGAAUAUCUGUUUAUAAAGCAGUGCAUUUUUUUGUAGUUUUAUUAAAUGUGUUUUGUGUGAAAUUGAAAUGCACUGGACUCCUGUGGAUUAAUAAAUAAAACUGUCAUAU
This is a messenger RNA of Trichomycterus rosablanca, 3611 nucleotides long. Its product is annotated as carcinoembryonic antigen-related cell adhesion molecule 5. The record is from RefSeq and is a predicted model, not a curated record. Bases 1 to 1602 code for a protein of 533 amino acids. NCBI's taxonomy places the organism in Eukaryota, Metazoa, Chordata, Actinopteri, Siluriformes, Trichomycteridae. The transcript has 9 exons.